Messenger RNA from Symbiodinium sp. CCMP2456, 807 nucleotides. The record is from the annotation of a GenBank genome assembly. NCBI's taxonomy places the organism in Eukaryota, Dinophyceae, Suessiales, Symbiodiniaceae.
AUGGAAGUGUCGGAGAGCAAGGCGCGAAGCAGAGGACAGGCGGAGCACAGUAACGAGCUGUAUCUUCGUGUGUACCCUGUGCGAUUACCGGCUGGCGCCUUCCAGAAGAGCAAGCCGGCUGUGGAACUUCUCGUUGGAGCCAGCACGCAGCCCGGCAAGGCGGCUGCGGCCAUAGCAGGUGCGUUGAGGCCAAUGGGAGGAGGCCAUGGGAAGUAUCCUCUAGUCAGAGGCAUCGGAACCCUGGCGAUUCACCGUGCACUUGUCGCAGCCUAUCUCGCCCAAAAUUACUUAGACAACGACGAUCGGGGAGUUCGAUUCCUGGUGGUGCCGCGCUUCGUGCAAGAGGUUGUCAUGAUGGUGCGCAUCAUGCUUGCGGGUGACUUCGAGAGAUAUGGACGUGUGGUAGCAGGCCGUCAGUACCUCGCAGCUCGGUCGCUGCCAUUCGCACGUACAGUUACAGACGUUCAGAAGAGUUUCUUGCGGAAAGUUGUGAAUUCACAGUUUGCGACGUCUGACUACCGACGACUCGAAAUGCUUAUGGCCAAGUUGGCAUUGAGAGCGGAGCGGAAUUCCAAACAGUCUGCCAUGGAAGGCUUCGCCGAGCUUCUCGCGGAGAUAGAGGCCAAGAAGGCCAAGCGCGAGGAGGAGCUCGCUAGGAAGAAACAAGAGGCAAAGAAUAAGGUGAAGCAAGACCGCCUGGAACAACAGCGACAGUCCCAGGAGCUGCGGCAGCAAAAAGAUGCGGAGCGGCGGAAGAAAAGAGCCGAACAAGUGCCCUCGCUGGGGAUAGUUCGGAAGUUUGUCUGA